Molecule: messenger RNA, 312 nt
Organism: Knipowitschia caucasica
Lineage: Eukaryota; Metazoa; Chordata; Actinopteri; Gobiiformes; Gobiidae
Source: the annotation of a GenBank genome assembly
AUGCGGCUGUUUGUAAAUCCGCGCGGCUUUGAUCCACAAACACCCGGGAGUCCUGCACAGACACGCCCAGCUGCAUGCACACACAGCCCGGGCAGAGAUGGAACACAAGACCCCCCCCAACCCUCUCCCUCUCUCCCGGUGCAAGUGCGUCCGCCCCUCGGAGCCCCCUGUCCCCGCUACGGUCCUUACCUCAAGCCCCGAGGAGGAGCGCGCUUCUUCCGCUCGCCAUCGCCGUCUGCCAUCGGCCCGAGUGGGGAGAGAGGGAGCGACACCUGGAGAUGGAGAGGGGAGGGGAGGGAGGGGGGAGGAUGA